UCUUACUUGACUCGCUACGCGUUGUCACCUGUUUCUGUUCCUCCUCGAUUUUUGUCAUCAGUGAGAGAUGUUCUCCAAGUCAACUUCAACAAUUCUCUUGAUCAUCAUCAUCAUCGUUGUCAUCGGCGCGACGUUUCACGUUGCGAAAGCAGCAAUCGAUAACGAUCGCCGUCAACAACAGAUAACAAAUGAAGCAGUUGCCAAUAUCUUGGCUUACGAAGCGGAAGCGAAGUCUUCAUUGGAGAUACCACGUGAGCAUUAUCGGCCAAUUACAGACUGUAUGUUUGUUACCUCAGAAAGCGGACCGUUCUCUUAUAUAUCGCCAACCGAUGACGACAAUGUUUGUGGAAUAUAUUUUUUAACUGAUCCCGAUCGCGUAGUAGAAAUACAUUUCCAUAGCUUUGAUGUUCCUUGCGAUCAUCGAGGACUUCUGGCAGUAAUCGAUGGUUGGGAAUUGAAUGGCGAAGUAUUUCCGAGCGAAAGCGACCAUUCAUUAUCAAUGAAGGAAAGGACGAACGAGUUCUGUGGUAAGAAUAAGUGGUAUAGGAAAACUUUUACGAGUUCGCAGAACGCUGCACUCCUUCAAUAUAGAGUACCUCUACGUGGGAAAGGCUUUGUUAUAUCUGCGAGAUAUCAAAAAAAUCCAAGACCUUGCAACAUCUUGUCAGUAAGCACAACGGAUCCAUUCACUCUUCGUAAUUAUGGCAGACGGAUUAAUUGUACUCUCGUGGCAGUGUACCCUGGUGUCGUACAAAUAAUUGCUCUCGGAAUCGGCGGUAGUUCCCAUGGCGUCGUUCAUACAACCGAAACUGGCACUUUGCACAAAUGCGAUACAAGGAGUCCGCGAGAUCAAGUGCAGAUCGGAGGCAGCCGCGGUUUCGAUACGAUAAAACUCGACGUAAUUGAUUCAAUUUGCGGCAUUGAUUCCAAACCCGAUAUAAAGGAGCUCGUAGCGUACGAUGUAACAGUGGUACGACUAUUAUCGAGCGGUUAUUACGACAACUCAGUGACGGUGGCAAUAAGUCCAAUAGUAGACAACAAUUUACUGGAUUCCGCUUCCGGUCUUUAAACUGACUGCUUCGAACAAUUUCAUCAUUAUCCGCCACGUGCAGCAUCUAUUGAUCUCGAUGUUUAUCUUCGAAGAUGCGGACACAACGCCAACAUCGGGUCGUAAAACAUAGUAUCUCUAAUAGUUUAUAGAUUAUUCAUGUAUUUGUGUUAUAUAUGCUAAAAAAUAGCAUAUAGAAUAUCACAUAUACAGGAUGUUCGGAAAUUCAACCAACAACGAUCGUUGAGUAAGUAGAGCGGACUAAACUGAAUCGAAAAGUUCUCUAUC
Molecule: messenger RNA, 1336 nt
Organism: Atta colombica
Lineage: Eukaryota; Metazoa; Arthropoda; Insecta; Hymenoptera; Formicidae
Gene: crh-BP
Product: corticotropin-releasing factor-binding protein
Exons: 7
Coding region: 68-1069 (333 amino acids)
Biological process (GO): negative regulation of corticotropin secretion; negative regulation of corticotropin-releasing hormone receptor activity; hormone-mediated signaling pathway
Molecular function (GO): corticotropin-releasing hormone binding
Source: RefSeq, a predicted model, not a curated record